This is a messenger RNA of Nomia melanderi (Alkali bee), 4798 nucleotides long. RefSeq names its product E3 ubiquitin-protein ligase Nedd4 (gene Nedd4). Lineage: Eukaryota; Metazoa; Arthropoda; Insecta; Hymenoptera; Halictidae. Gene Ontology annotation, biological process: regulation of dendrite morphogenesis; ubiquitin-dependent protein catabolic process; protein ubiquitination. Gene Ontology annotation, molecular function: protein binding; sodium channel inhibitor activity; ubiquitin protein ligase activity. The record is from RefSeq and is a predicted model, not a curated record. Gene Ontology annotation, cellular component: cytoplasm.
CAUCUAUUAUGUACUGUCUUAAAUGGAUAUGUCUGACGUGUCACGAAUUCGUAUGUUAAACGAAUGUUUCUGUGUAAAUUAUAUUCAUUGUUGUAACAAUAUCCAAUCCUUCUGACGCAGUUACAAGUUUCAAUAAUAUUAAGAUCGUCACGGUAUCUAUAGCGAGAAUGCGAGACCUGUAUUAAUUGGAAUUAUCAAAAGUAAACUUUGAGAUAUAAUACAUACUAUAUAUACAUACAGUUCUAUUAUGAUAUCAGAUAAGAGAAAAUAUUCGUAAUAUUAAUAGUGUAUGAAAAUUGUAUUAAAUACUAUAAAAUUAAAGCAAGAUGCCAGGAACUUUAACUUACCCGAUAUAUGCUGGUGUAGAAUCAUCUCCUCAAAGACAUCGGUCUUAUUCAUGGACUGGAAAUCAUUCAACAUCUCUAGUAUUACAGGAUAAUGCAAGACCUGGACGACUAUCACUAUCAGAACCUGUGGGAGAUGAGGCCACCAAAAAGCUGAGAUUAAAAGUGAUCGCUGGGCACCAGUUAGCGAAAAAGGAUAUCUUUGGUGCAAGCGAUCCUUAUGUACGUGUUGACUUGAAUACCAUAAAUGGCAAUCAUACAGUGGAUUCUGCACUUACAAAAACUAAAAAGAAGACUUUGAAUCCUGUUUGGGAAGAGGAAUUUAUAUUUAGAGUGAAACCUAUUGAUCACAAGUUGGUGCUACAAGUUUUUGACGAGAACAGAUUGACAAGGGAUGAUUUUCUUGGGAGAGUAGAACUACUAUUAAAUAAUUUACCUAAAGAGCAAGUGGGUCAAACAAUUCCUACUAGACGUUAUUUACUUCGACCUCGAAGAAAUCAUUCCAGUCAGCGUUCGAGAGUAAAAGGCACUUUGGAUCUAUACCAUGCAUAUAUUUCGGAUACAACGACAACAGAAAAUGACAAUGGGGAUGCUGCAUCUGACUCAGGGGGGUGGGAAAUGGUACAGCCAGUAAAUACUAACCAUCCUAUGCAGACAGUUGUCUUUGAUUCACCUUUACCACCUUUACCACAAGGAUGGGAGGAAAGACAAGAUGCAAAUGGACGAACAUAUUAUGUUAAUCACAUAGCAAGAUUUACACAGUGGGAACGACCAUCAGAAUCAAAUGCUUCACCCACUGGAAAUAUGGCAGUUGAACGAAACUUUAGUACCGCAGUCACUGAAUUUCAACGACGUUUUCAUAUUAGCGCAGAUAAUGAAAACAGACACAGAAGUUCAAUUAAUCAGGAUGGUGAAGUUCUCCGCGAAGAAGAUGAAGAUUCGGAAGCAAGAGAUUAUGAGAAUGAGAAUCAUAGGGGAGGGGGUAAUGGGAAUACUUCGUCAGACUCUGGACGUUCUGUUGAUCAACGUGGCUACCAUAGUGGAUAUGAAGACCAGAGUGACGAUAACGUAGAUAGUCCAGCUGGUUCUAGGCGCUCAUCUGAACAGAUUGAAAGUCCGAAACCCGUCCUUCCUGCAUUCAGUAAUGAGGGAUUACCACCAGGGUGGGGUAUGCAAACAGCUCCCAAUGGUAGAGUCUUCUUUAUUGAUCAUUGUGCAAGAACAACUACAUGGAUCGAUCCCCGAACCGGUCGUCCAAGUUCAAUACCUAAUCAUAUUGCUCCUUCUACAACACCAAGAAGUGAUUUGGAUCAACUUGGACCUUUGCCUGAAGGUUGGGAAGAAAGAGUACACACAGAUGGCAGAAUAUUUUUCAUUGAUCACAAUACAAGAACAACUCAAUGGGAAGAUCCGCGCAUGUCGAAUCCACAAAUUGCUGGUCCCGCUGUUCCAUAUUCGAGGGACUAUAAGCGAAAGUAUCAGUAUCUCAAGUCUCAACUUAUAAAGCCUAAUAAUGUUCCUAGUAAAUUUGAAAUAAAAGUUUGCCGAAACAAUAUCUUGGAAGAUUCUUAUCGUAGAAUUAGUUUCGUUAAUAGAGUUGAAAUAUUAAAGACUAAACUAUGGAUUGAAUUUGAAGGAGAAGUUGGUUUAGAUUAUGGAGGUCUUGCUCGAGAAUGGUUUUUCUUAUUGUCUAAAGAAAUGUUCAAUCCUUAUUAUGGCUUGUUUGAAUAUUCAGCUACGGAUAAUUAUACGUUACAAAUUAAUCCAUUUUCGGGCGUGUGCAACGAGGGGCAUCUAAAUUAUUUUAAAUUUAUCGGCCGUAUAGCGGGUAUGGCUGUUUACCACGGUAAACUGUUAGAUGCCUUUUUCAUUCGACCAUUUUAUAAGAUGAUGUUGGGUAAAACUAUUGACUUAAAAGACAUGGAAAGUGUUGAUUCCGAGUAUUAUAAUUCUUUAUUAUGGAUUAAAGAAAAUGAUCCCAGUGAAUUAGAGCUUACAUUCUGUGUGGAUGAAGAAAGUUUUGGACAUACUUCUCAAAGGGAACUUAAACCAGAUGGUGCCAAUAUACCAUUAACUGAUGAGAAUAAAGAUGAGUAUAUAAGUUUGGUUAUACAGUGGCGGUUUGUGUCGAGGGUUCAGGAACAAAUGAAUGCAUUUUUGGAAGGAUUUAAUGCUCUUAUUCCACCUACAUUGGUGAAAAUAUUUGAUGAACACGAACUGGAAUUGCUAAUGUGCGGUAUUCAACACAUUGAUGUGAAAGACUGGAAACAGAAUACAUUGUACAAAGGAGAUUACCACGCCAAUCAUAUAGUUGUUCAGUGGUUUUGGCGAGUAGUGCUUUCAUUUAGCAACGAAAUGCGCUCUAGACUUUUACAGUUUGUUACUGGCACGUCACGAGUACCAAUGAACGGUUUUAAGGAGAUUUACGGCAGCAACGGACCACAAUUAUUUACAAUCGAGAAAUGGGGAACACCGGAAAAUUACCCGAGAGCUCAUACUUGUUUUAAUCGCAUUGACCUUCCUCCUUAUGAAAGUUACCAACAGCUCAGAGAAAAAUUAAUAAAAGCAAUUGAAGGUUCCCAAGGUUUUGCUGGAGUGGAUUAGCACGAGAUACCCCUUUUCAUGAUGAUAUCUGUAAUAUAAUACACACAGAAAAACACACACACACGCACACACACGCACACACACACACACAUGCAUACAUACAUACCCACAGCACUUAAAUACACUAAAAAUACACAUAUAUAUAUACAUAUAUGUAUAUGUAUAGAUAUAUGUAUAUAGAUAUGAUAUAAACACAACUAUGUAUACUAUCUAAUACAAUUAACUAUUUAACAGGAUUAACAUUUUUCUGCACUCUGAAGACUUAGGUGUCUCUUGACUGCUAGUUGCAUCAUUAAGACAAAUCAAUGAAAAAUGUGUUUAAAUAUUACAUAACUGUUACCAGUAAUUCAAAAGAAUCUUACGCAUAAUGCACUUUUAAAAUUCUAAGGUAUAUUUAACAAAGAAGUUUGGAAGUAACGUCGAAUGCUGUCUGAGCAAUUGACGAAUUACAAUUUAUUAACUUGUUCACUUUUUAAAUGUAAUCACAUAUUUUGACUACUACACUUUCAAGAGAUUUUUUGGGAAAAAUUUCGGUUAUCAUAAUAAAAGAAUAAUAUUCUAUUAUUAAUUGUAAAUAGCUUUAAGCUAAUAAUCGAUUCAUUGCUUAUUCUAAUUUGUUGAUAGAGCGGAAAAUGUUACCGAAGGAAUCUACGAACGGUAUAAGUUCACAAACUUAAAAGAUGGAAUAUUAUUUAAAAUUAUCAAGCACUUAAAAAGUUAUAUAAGUUAAGUUAUGUGGUACUUGCGUGGUAUAUAAGACAUGAGGUUUAAUUAACUAUACUCCCGCUAUAUCACGGAAUAAAUAAAAAAAAUGAUAAUAAGGACAGGAAAGUCUAAAAACAAAACUUAGAAAUGUAUCUCAUAUACAAUGAUGUUAUGUAAUUUUAACAAAUUUUAACGUAUUAACAUUUUCAAUCUUCAACUGUACAUUUUCAUUGUUUAAAAUACAAACCAUUGAUUUUAGGGAACUCCCAUAUAAUAUUUGAGUUCAACGAAUUCUCAAUGUUUUGUAAUAAUGUACAGUAGAAGAUCUCAGUAUUUCCUUCUGUAACUUAUAAAAAAACAAAAAACAAAAUUUUACUUUCUUUUGCAUAAAACAAUAUUUGAAUACUUAAUCAAGAAAUUAUCCUUUAGAUCUUCUAUUAUAGUAAUAGAGUCGAGAAAAUACAUUGUACCGAUAAAGAAGAAAUGUGCUGACAAAAAUCAGAAGGAAGAUGAUUCUAAAAAAGAUUAAUCAUGGUAUUAGAAGGUAUGACAAGAAGAAUUAUAGUCAGUAUGUUAUGUAUAUUUUGUUGUAUUUUCGAUCGAUUCAUCUAUUUAAAAUGGAGAGACGUUGUUUAAUUUUAGAGAAUAUACUCGAACUUAAUAGGGAACGUAGAGAUUCUUUAUCGAGACAGACGUAUCUGUUACACGAUUUAUUUGACUCGAACAUAGGACAGUGUUCUUCUUGUACAUUCUUCUAAGGACGUCUGAUGACAGUCACACUUUGUUCAGGUCAUUGUAUAUAGUAUUAAGUAAGAUAAAAAGAUAAAUAUAAAAUUGCUUGAACGAUGAAAUUCAUCUAUUUGUACAUUUUGACAAUAUGUGGAAAAGAAAAAAGGGAAGAUAUUCGAUUGUGUUAUCGGAAAUAAUAUUCGACGCAUGAAGUUAAUUGAUUAGAAAUGCCGCGAUUAACGUGACCUUGUAAAUGCCUACUUUGUACGAUAAUAGCUAUUCCAAGAAUGUAACAAACAUUCUAGAAGGUGUUUAGCACUUGAAGCUAACGAAACAUUCCAUCCUGUUUGUACAGCUUAUUUUAUUGUAAACAGAUACGUCCUGUUAGAUAAUAAAUAUUAUUAUUACGACAGAAA